Vollenhovia emeryi is the source of this 2059-nucleotide messenger RNA. RefSeq lists its product as uncharacterized. The transcript has 4 exons. The coding region runs from base 1410 to 1958 and encodes 182 amino acids. The record is from RefSeq and is a predicted model, not a curated record. Lineage: Eukaryota; Metazoa; Arthropoda; Insecta; Hymenoptera; Formicidae.
CUCUCCCACUUCUUCUGGAUCACUUUAUCUCCCUCUUCUUCUUCUUCUUCUUCCUCUCUCGUGGGCAUUCGUCUCUCUUGAGAUACAGCACCAGCGCGUUUCCUCGUACGACCACCUUCCCUUAUCCUACUUCAUUUUUCGCCCCAGUUCUGCUCCUCGCGUACAGCGUGAGCGAGAAAGACUGUCCGGCGCAGAGAGAACAACUGGUUUAAACUUGAUUCGAAGGCAGGGCCCUCGAAUUUUCUCUUUCUUGCCUCUUAUUCUCAAAGAGAUCUAUCGUCGAUCCAUCAUCCGAUUACUUACCGUUGCAACUUUAUUAGCACUCAUUGCUGCCGAACGUUACUUGGAAUCGAAGUUAAUGCUGCGGAGCUGGAAGAGCGCAUUGUCUCGCGCGUAUAUUCUGUCGUCACUUCGGUGGCAUGAAUUAGCUCGAUGACGCGCGAAGAAUAAUCCAUAUCAUACGGCACGUCGACUCAAUCACGCCGACCUUGCGAACCAACUAAUACCGAUCUUCGCGGGAAAGCCUACAGAUAAAGUCGAAGGUUCUCAUUAAAAUGGCAUUUGUCAUUUCUUGCAAAAUUACUUCUCUCUUCAUUCAUACACAAAUAUCUAUUUUAAACAUUUAUAAGCAUCCAUAAACUUUGUAAACACCAUAUUUAUCAUAAAUUUGGCGUAUUAUUUUGAUUUAGAUCGCAAUCGCCUUAGAACCAACCCAGACAGCACACAUGUCUAAAAGACGUCACAAUAUCUUUAAGACAUCUUUUAGACAUGCACGUCUAGACACGUGUGCUGUCUGGGAAGCCAAUCCUGUUUCGAAUAGCGACGUCUUCUUUCCGUAAUUGGUUUUCCGAAUGGCGUUUGCGUAAAUAGAACUCAAAUUUGUCAUCGAGACAUAGUGAAAAUUUGCGUGAAAUUUCGCAGAGACGUCCUUCGAUUAUACUCCGCGACGGUACCGAGGAUAAAAAUCGGGACCGAGAACCGCGGAGUCGCAAACGGGGGAAAUUAGAAAUGCGCAUAUCGUAUUUCGUUGAUGUGACAGACGGCGUGAAACCAUUUCGCCAGUUGCAGUACUAAACGAAUGAUUCAUCCUACCUCCAAUUCCCACUUGCGGCGUCGACCCUCCGCGCGCGCGAUUUACGCAUCAUCAGGUUUGAUGGGUCGCUAAAGACUGCUGACUGAGACCUCCAUCGAAGGUUUAGGCUUUAUCAGUGACGCAACAUUAUACUUAAGAGGCAUUGAUGAUUCUGUGCCAUUGGUAAAGGAAUAAUCGGAUGUGGACGUGCGUGCGUGAAUGAUUUGCGAUGCCAACUGGGUUUCCUGGGAUUCUUCUUUCUAUCUAAUCGACUUCGGUUCGAUCAAAAUUGAAGAUAAUCCGGCGUAUCACUCUGCAAAGUUUUUUAAGACUGAUUAUGGCCGAAUGCCUCAUCCUUAAUCACGCGUCCUACGUGUUGAAUAAACGACUGAAUAUCACUGAGCUAAUUAGGGAGAUCUUUGAUCCUGAGUUCAACUACCAGGACCAUUUACGUGAUAUACCGGUGGCGAGAGAUGUCUCUUAUCUGCCGGAGAACUAUUAUCACGCGGAAAAUACGGCAAGGGGACUGCAGCAGUUGAACAGAGAUAACAGAAAUUUGAUGCCGGAAUAUCGCAAUCUUUGCGAAACAGUAACAAAAAGAGUAGAUUUCAGUUCCGAUCCCAAUUACGAGUAUCAACCCCCGCAUUAUUACGAGGUCUACUGUAAAGGCUAUUCAUUGCUGAGCGAAGAUGACAGACUAACGAAACCAUUGGAACAGAAAUGCGUUCAUCCGGUAUUUCACUGCGUGCAGAGAAGUCGGCUUUUGACGUUCGUCAGACGACUUUGGGACAGUGAAUGUUGGGAACCGUACACGAAGGAAAUCGCCAGCGGUUGUGAUUGCAUGUGGCCGGUCACUAAUCUUGGCGAGAUAAGCCAGCACUAUUGAUUUAAUAGUAAAGUUGUAUGUGUUGAAGUUUCAUUGUAUAGUGCAGGCAUAUCGCAAAACUUUGUACGUACGUCCGCAAUAAACAAGAUCUUUCGUGAAAA